AUGAAGUUUUCACCUCACACCCUCCUGGCCACCCCGACUGCUCUGGAUGUCGUCGACGAGGCGAGUGCGCCCUGCUACUUCGCGAAUGGCGACCAGGCUGAGGGCUAUCACACAUGCGACGUGAAAUCGCCCGUGUCAUCUUGCUGUCCGUCAGGGUACACCUGUUCGGGCAACGCCUUGUGCGUCUUGACGACCCCGUCGUCCCUCGGGCAGCCGGAUUCGGCUCCAGGCACAGUUUCAAGGGGCGCCUGCACAGAGCCGCGGUGGAACGGGAAUUCCUGCGGCGGCAACUGCUUGGACUCGGAAGAUGCGACAGGGGGAGCAGGCUGUCAUCCAGUCGGUGACGGCGGAGGGGAGCGGGAUUGUUGCGCAGGCGGUAACGCGCCGGGAAGCUGCAUCUGCUCGAGUAACGUCGCCGAGGUAACCCUGGGGGAGGCAGAAGAGACCCAGAUGAUUCUCGGCAGGCGGGCAGCCCGUUUCUCAAAAACGACUUCGUAUCCGGUCAGACCUAAGCAAGCCCGGCUCCAUCACGCUUCGAAGACGGUUUCUCAGGGUGUCAUAUCGACUGAGGCAGGUUCUUCUGACAUGUUCACGGGCCAUUAUAGUUCGUGGGUGAGGACUAGCUCAUCCGUGGAGUCGGUCCCGUUGACCACCCCGUUGACGCCGCCGACAUGGAGUGGAGACUGGUCGGAGAAGACUACGGGCGGCACGGAGGAGCUCUCGAAGUCGGCGACAACCUCACAGCCCGGCACUAUCACCAGUCCAAGCAUACCAUCCACAGAAACACCAAUGACAACAACCAUAUCGAUCAUAGCAUCCUCCCUUAUCCGCUCUUCCUCAUCAUCACCCUCAUCCUCAACAUCGGCCAGCAUAUCACCCUCAGUGCCCACAGUCGUUCCCAUCUUCCCAGACGGGGCAUCAUCAGACGCGUCCCCCUCCCCCGAGGCCGCAACGUCCUCCCUGGCCACCAAGCUCGGCCUGGGCCUGGCCAUCCCGCUCGUCGUGCUCGCCGUCGCGCUCCUCACGGCGUGCGUCUACCGGCGCCAGCGGCGCCUCCGGUACGCGCGGGCGCCGCCCUUUGACUUCAACGCCCCGGAGACGGCCCCCGUGAGCGCGGCCGAUUUCGCCCCUGCCGCCGCCGAUCAUAGAGACCAUCAUCCCGCCCCCAGGAGAGGCGCCCAGCAGCAGACCUACCGGUCCAGGUCGGACUGGGGCGCGGGCGUGAACGCUGGCGCGUGGGCUGGGACCCGGACUGCGGCCUGGGGUGGUGGAUGGUCAUCGUACGAUGACAGCCAAGUGGACUUUGUCGGCCGCUCACACGGAAACCAGGGGUAUUACUACCCUGGAGGCCACGGAGUGCCAGUCUCAUCGCCGGUGCCAGCGCCGGGCUACGAGGACCUCGGCAGCCCGUACGAGGACCGCGGGCACGCGCACCAGGUCCCCGUGGUCCAGGUCCACCGGCCGCAGUGGACGCCGGCCCCGGCGCGAGAUCCGGAGGACCAGGGCCAGGGACUGGGACAGGGGCGACGGUUAGAACGGCCUCCGCGGCGGGAUGUGGCCAGGGUGAGCCGCGGGCUGAGCGUCAAUGAGGAAGUGAGCCCGCUGAGCUCCACGGGGAGCGGGAUGCCGUAUCCUCGGACGUCGGCCAUUUCGGGCAUGGGGUGGGAGGCAAAUCCGCGGGUGUCACGAGGAUAG
Molecule: messenger RNA, 1695 nt
Organism: Diaporthe citri
Lineage: Eukaryota; Fungi; Ascomycota; Sordariomycetes; Diaporthales; Diaporthaceae
Exons: 2
Coding region: 1-1695 (564 amino acids)
Source: RefSeq, a predicted model, not a curated record